Molecule: messenger RNA, 6839 nt
Organism: Lepus europaeus (European hare)
Lineage: Eukaryota; Metazoa; Chordata; Mammalia; Lagomorpha; Leporidae
Gene: WFS1
Product: wolframin ER transmembrane glycoprotein
Biological process (GO): endoplasmic reticulum unfolded protein response; calcium ion homeostasis
Cellular component (GO): endoplasmic reticulum; endoplasmic reticulum membrane
Molecular function (GO): protein binding
Source: RefSeq, a predicted model, not a curated record
GUAGCACAGAGGGGCUCCCACCUCAGGCCAGGCCCAGAGACCCCCUCCCGCCUUCUCCCCCAGGGAUGAGUAGCACGGAGGGGCUCCCGCCUCAGGCCAGGGCUGGACGGUCCCUUAGGACUGGUCACAGGACAGCCCGUCUCUGUGCCGGUACUGGAGCACAUCUUCCCAGGAUGCACCAGCAGGGAGCUGGACCAGAGUCGCUGGGACUGCACCAGUACUCUGACAUGGCACACGGGUGUCUCAGGCCAUGGCCCAGCCCACGGCACCGCAACGCCCCCCCCUCCCCAGGAUCCUAAGCUGCCCCUCUCCUCUCUCCCAUGGGUCAGGUCCGUCUCGGCAGCCUGGCGCUUACUCAGGCCCUCCUCUCCUCAUCUUCUCUCCCCGGGGGUCACACACCCCCACAUCAUGGCUGGCCGACCCUCUGCCGGGAUACCCAGACCCCAUCGUGCCCUACCCUGUACCCCCUCUGUCCUGACCCUGGAGCCCCCCUGCAGCUUCCCUGUCCAGGGUGGGUGGGGCCCCCUCUGCUCUGCAGAUCGAAUGUCUUUAGCAUCAGCCAGGCCGAGCUGCGGGAAGCCUGGCCCGGGGUGCAUCCUGUGGGGGGGAUAGCCCUCAGUGCAGGCCUGCUGACCCGCGGGGCCGGGCCCAGAGCAGGUGUCAGGUGGGCAGGGGUCUUGGCUGUUGCUCGCAGCCUGGGCCCUUCUGAGUCCUCCCCGCCCAUCUCUGUGGACUUGCCACAUGGGUGGAGCUGGAAUGUUCCUUGGUUUGGCCCUUAAUGCUCUGGGCAAAAAUAGGAACCUGGGAGGCCCCAAGGGCUCCAUGCCCUUGUCUUGAGGCUCAGCCUUGGGAGCCACGGGGCCGGGUCAGGUCAGGCCAAGAGUGGUCGCCCCAGGCCUGGGACCUACUGGGCCUGCUUGCUUAGGGCUCGGUCGCAGAUGGAAUUUAAAAUAACCUUUUGCCUUAAUUCCAAAGAUAUUACACACUUGCUAUAGGAAACCAGGGAAACAUUUUUUUAAGAACAAUACGAGCGCCUGCAGCGUCUGUCCGGCCGUGGCAGGCAGAGGCCAGGACGUGUUCUGCCGAGGGUUUUCCCCACCCUAAACGGACGCACGAGAGCAGUGGAUGCUGCGUCAUUGUGCUGCACAUUCUGUUGUCUUUAAAUAUUUACGCAGGAGGUCACUGGGAGGGCUGUGCGUUUUCUCGCUGGUCCCCCUCUGGACGGUGCCCAGGAGUGCCGCUGUGAUGGGUACCCCGGUGACGCCACCCCGGGCCCCUGGAGCUGGAGGUCAGAGAGCUUCCUGCCCAUGGGCGGAGCAGGACGCGUGCCAGCCAGGGCCAGAGCACUCUGGGCAGAAGGCCACUGGGUCCUUCCCGGGGUGGCAGCCCCACGGCUGAGCUCCUUGGUGCUGGCGUUUGUGUUUGUCUCUUAAGGGGGAUAAAAAUAAGCCUUGUGCUCAUGGGGAAAGAAUGUGUGCGCCCGUUCUGGAUCUCACCCAGUGAUGGCUCCAAGUUUGGGCUUUGGCCAUCGGGUGUGCUGUGCCCCCUCCCGCCCGUGUGGAUGGGCGCAGGGUCGAGGGUCUUGGGGCUAGGAGCAGCGUGGGGAUGAUAAAGGUGCUGAGGGCUGGGUUGGGUCUCAGCAACAGAGGGACCCUGCCUGGCCAGGCUGCCCCUCCCCACCAUGGCCAGCCAUCCCGGGAUCUUUCCUGAUCUGCGUGGUCCCUGGGAUCCACCACAGCAGGGACCACGGGUCCUCAUGUGUUGGCACGGCCUUCCAGGCCAGAGCUUGUACCACGGACAGCCCUGUUGUGACGUGACGUGACGUGACAUGACGUGCACAGUACUUGGCACGCCAGCCGUGGCCUGCACGUUCCUGCAGUUUCGUAGGGUAUUUUCCACCUGAGCCUUUGUGUAGCACCUGGGGGUGCAGCUUAGGGCCCGUCCCUUGCAGGUGGCUUUCUCCUCCCUCAGGCCCUUGAUCCCUGCAGCCCCCGAGGGACAGGCGUCAUCCCCACGUCACGGCGGGGCCAGGCAGCCGCAGGUAGGGGCCGACCGCUCCCUGCGGCUGUGGCGGCUGGGACUGAGCUGUCCCUUCCACGCCUCUGCUGGGGGUCUACCUGAGGGCAGGUGAGGGAGACGCCUGCUGUGACCGGGAGGGGUCCGGAUUUGGAGCGGGGAGAGGGCGCCACCAGAGCAGGAGUGUGGCCCAGAGCACAGUGUUGGUGCUGGGAGCGGCUCCGUGGUUUGGAGGGAACAGGGUGGGCGAGGGGCACAGUUUGAAAGGCCGAAUUUUCUGGAAGGUUCUUGGGGAGGUUUGGAGCCGGGCAGGUGUGAGCUGAGUCAGCCCUGGCUGAGCCGCCGGGCCUGCGUUUCCCGGCCUGUGAAGUGGGUGAGCGGACGCUCGGAGCCACGGAGGUGCUGAGAGCAGGACGGCCGUCACUCAGGACAGGUGCCCCGGGCGGAGGGUGAGCUGCCCCUGCCGCUCGGUGCAGGUGGCGUGGCAGAGGUGAGGCGUGGCGUGGCUGGGGGAGCUGGGCCUGCUGGCCCCUGGCCGUGUUGCACCCACUGCAGCUGGCCAUGCACUCACAUGGGCCUGCACGCGUGGCCUUGUGGGAACCUCCCUGGACCCCACGCAGGGUGCAGGAGGCCCCAAGUCUCAGGUCUGGGAUCCCCGGAAGCCUCCCGCAGGGCCAGGACCCUUGCAAGCUCUGGGCUCCGCCGUCUGUGGUUCUGGCUGCCCAUCCUGCUCCGUGUUUUUCUGGUUUCCAGGCAGCGAGCGAGGCCGCUUUGUUGAGCGCCGGGGCCCUUUCCUUGUCGCGACGCGUGUCCCUGGAUCUGUGUGCAGCUUGUCCCAGCAGCCCGGCCUCACGCCACCUGCUGCAUGCAUAUGCCAGCCGUUGAAGGUGUUCGUGUCCAGGGGUUCGGGUCGUGUGAUUUUGUCCUGUGUGCAGGCCUAAAGUGGACCCGGGCAGAAUCACCAGACGCGUCAUUGCAACCUCAGAUGUGCUCUGUCAGCCCCGGAGACGAGUCUGAGAUCGGGGUGCAGGCGGGGCUGGUCCCUUCUGGGGGCUUCUCCUGCCCCUCCAGCCUGGGGGCGCUGCCCAGCCCCAGCAUCCCUGAGCUCGAAGCCCUGUCAGCCUUGUCCUCGCCCCCAUGGCCACACAGCCACCUCCUCUCUGUCUCUCUUCUCAUAAGGACACUGGGCACUGGCGUGAGGGCCACUCUACUCCAGGUGGAUCUCGCGUUCAAGAUCUCAAACUGCAUUGCACCUGCAAAGCUGCCGGCCUCCAAACCAGGCGCCUUUCACGGACUCUGGGGAGGCGGCGUUCAGGAGCCCCCUCGUCCGGUCCUGCUGACGUCUGGGUGCCGUCUCUGGUGCCUGUCACUUGGCUCCCCCGGUGCGGCGAGCACUUGAGGCCGGGCUCACAGCUGUCGUGGCCACUUGACCUUGAGUGACCAUCUGUGCCGCAGACUCCCCCUUGGGGGCCGUGGGGAGGCAGAAUGGACUCCGGCGCCUCUCCUCCGAGCCCCUCCCUCCCAGAGCCCCCAGCCCGCUCUCAGCUCGACGCCGCUGCCUCUGUGGAGCAGGAGAGGAGCGAGGUGCCCCCCGCCCCCGGCGCCCAGGUUGGCCCUGGACCGGGUGUUGGAGAUGCAGCUGCCCCGGACAAGCCCCCGGCCUCGGGCGCCAGGAGUAGAGAAGGAGCAGCUGGGACAGGGCCUGCGACCGGAGACGCGGAGACUCCCUUUGAGGAAGUGCUGGAGAAGGCCAAGGCCGGGGACCCGAAGGCGCAGGCCGAGGUGGGGAGGCACUACCUGCGCCUGGCCCAGGCCGAGGACGAGGAACUGAACAACUGCACGGCCGUGGACUGGCUCAUCCUGGCCGCCAAGCAGGGCCGGCGGGAGGCCGUGAAGCUGCUCCGCCGCUGCCUGGCCGACAGGAAAGGCAUCACGUCGGAGAACGAGCAGGAGGUGAAGCAGCUGGCCUCCGAGACGGAGCUGGAGAGGGCCGUGCGCAAGGCCACGCUGGUCAUGUACUGGAGGCUCAACCCCAAGAAGAAGAAGCAGGUGGCCGUGGCCGAGCUGCUGGAGAACGUGGGCCAGGUGGACGAGCACGAUGGAGGGGCGCAGCCAGGCCCCGUCCCCAAGUCUCGGCAGAAGCAGCGGCGGAUGCUGGAGCGCUUGGUCAGCAGUGAGUCCAAGAGCUACGUCGCGCUGGACGACUUCGUGGAGAUCACCAAGAAGUACGCCAAGGGCAUCAUCCCCACCAACCUCUUCCUGCAGGACGACGACGAGGACGACGACGAGCUGGCGGGCAAGAGCCCCGAGGACCUGCCCCUGCGCCUCAGGGUGGUGAAGUACCCACUGCACGCCAUCAUGGAGGUGAAGGAGUACCUGAUCGACGUGGCGUCCAAGGCGGGCAUGCACUGGCUGUCCACCAUCGUCCCCACGCACCACGUCAACGCGCUGCUCUUCUUCUUCAUCGUCAGCAACCUCACCGUGGACUUCUUCGCCUUCGCCAUCCCGCUGGUGGUCUUCUACCUGUCCUUCGUGUCCAUGGUCAUCUGCACCCUCAAGGUCUUCCAGGACAGCAAGGCCUGGGAGAACUUCCGCACGCUCACCGACCUGCUGCUGCGCUUCGAGCCCAACCUGGACGUGGAGCAGGCCGAGGUGAACUUCGGCUGGAACCACCUGGAGCCCUACGCCCACUUCCUGCUCUCCGUCAUCUUCGUCAUCUUCUCCUUCCCCGUGGCCAGCAAGGACUGGAUCCCCUGCUCCGAGCUGGCCGUGGUGGCCGCCUUCUUCACCGCCACGAGCUACAUGAGCCUGAGCAGCUCGGCCGAGCCCUACACGCGGCGGGCGCUGCUCACCGAGCUGGCCGCCGGGCUGCUGUCCCUGCUGCCCGCGCUGCCCGGGGACGGCCGCUGGCUGAGGGCGCUGGGCCAGGCCUUCUGCACGGUGCCCCUGGGCCACCUGGUCAUCCUCAAUGUGAGCCUCCCCUGCCUGCUCUACCUGUACCUCUUCUACCUGUUCUUCCGCAUGGCCCAGCUGCGGGACUUCAAGGGCACCUACUGCUACCUGGUGCCCUACCUGGUGUGCUUCAUGUGGUGCGAGCUCUGCGUGGUCCUCCUGCUGCAGUCCACGGGCCUGGGGCUGGUGCGCGCCUCCCUCGGCUACCUGCUCUUCUUGUUCGCACUGCCCGUGCUGGCGGCCGGCCUCGCCCUCAUGGGCCUGGUGCAGUUCGCCCGCUGGUUCGUGUCGCUGGAGCUCACCAAGGUGGCCGUGACCCUGGCGCUGUGCAGCGUCCCCCUGCUGCUGCGCUGGUGGACCCGGGCCAGCUUCUCCAUGGUGGGCGUGGUCAAGUCGCUGACGCGCAGCUCCGUGGUCAAGCUCAUCCUGGUGUGGCUCACGGCCAUCGUGCUCUUCUGCUGGUUCUACGUGUACCGCUCGGAGGGCAUGAAGGUGUACAACUCCACGCUGACCUGGCCGCAGUACAGCGCGCUGUGCGGCCCGCGGGCCUGGAAGGAGACCAACAUGGCCCGCACGCAGAUCCUGUGCAGCCACCUGGAGGGCCACCGCGUCACGUGGACCGGCCGCUUCAAGUACGUGCGGGUGACGGAGAUCGACAACAGCGCCGAGUCGGCCAUCAACAUGCUGCCCUUCGUCGUGGGCGACUGGCUGCGCUGCCUGUACGGCGAGGCCUACCCGGCCUGCAGCCCCGGCGCCACGGCCACGGCUGAGGAGGAGCUGUGCCGCCUCAAGCAGCUGGCCAAGCACCCCUGCCACAUCAAGCGGUUCGACCGCUACAAGUUCGAGAUCACCGUGGGCAUGCCGCUGGGCGGCCACGAAGAGGAUGACGUCACCAAGGACAUCGUGCUGCGCGCCAGCAGCGAGUUCCGCGCCGUGCUGCUCGGCCUGCGCCAGGGCAGCCUGGUGGAGUUCAGCACCAUCCUCGAGGGCCGCCUGGGCAGCAAGUGGCCCGUGUUCGAGCUCAAGGCCAUCAGCUGCCUCAACUGCAUGGCGCAGCUGACGCCGGCCCAGCGCCACGUGAAGAUCGAGCGCGACUGGCGCAGCGUCGUGCACGGCGCCCUCAAGUUCGCCUUCGACUUCUUCUUCUUCCCCUUCCUGUCGGCGGCCUGAGGGCGCCCCCGUGCGCGUGGGCUGCCGGGAGGGCCCGCGGCCCCGGCGUUGCGGGUGCGGUCUAUGGGGCCCCUCCUGUUGGGAGCGGCCCCCGCCUCCCUGCACCCCUUCUUCACCUCCGUGUUGAGUGUGUUUCUUAAACAACCGAGUCCACGCCCGUGUGAGGCCCGCUGCCGAGCCUGCGCAGCCGUGAGCCCGUCCUGGGGUGUGCCCCACUGCCUGAGCCCGGUCACCUGCCCAAGGCCUGCCGCGGCCCUGCUGUCCCGUGGCGGGGGGGUCUGGGGGCCUGACCUGAGUCCCCCCGGACUCUGGCCCUGGAGCAGAAGGCAGGGUCCUGAAACGGGCAGAAUAAAAUCCUGUGGUGAAGCCUGCAGCCCUCACCUUUCCGCAGGUGCAGGGCUCUGCCCUUGGCUCGGCUGAGCUCCAGAACCGACGCCCCUGCCAGCGGGCAGAGCCCCUCACCAGCCCAGCGUGGGCGUGAGGGGCACCCAAGGGCUCCGGGGUCACCUCUGGCGGCCGGGUGCCAGGGCCGCCUGCUGCCCACACUCCCAGGGCGGCAUCCCGGACCUCAGCAGGUCCCUGGCCCCACCCUGGCUGGAGGGGUAUCUGGACGUGGCCCUGGCUGGGGGGUGUCUGGGGUGUGGCCCUGCCUGGGGGGGUAUCUGGACCUGGCCCUGGCUGGAGGGGUGUCUGGACGUGGC